Messenger RNA from Humulus lupulus (European hop), 1209 nucleotides. RefSeq lists its product as uncharacterized. The record is from RefSeq and is a predicted model, not a curated record. NCBI's taxonomy places the organism in Eukaryota, Viridiplantae, Streptophyta, Magnoliopsida, Rosales, Cannabaceae. The transcript is spliced from 3 exons. Gene Ontology annotation, molecular function: nucleic acid binding; zinc ion binding. The coding region runs from base 1 to 1209 and encodes 402 amino acids.
AUGAGGAAACAGGCUCAGGAGUUAAGGGAACUGAGACAGCUAAGGCGGCAACGAGCUCAGCCAGCACCAUUGAUCAGAGAUUUUCAACAGUCUUUAGCACCGAUUUUAGAGAUUUUUCAAAUUGGCAAUCAUUUGGAACCAUUGUAUGUAAGGUUCUGGAAGCAACAUCCUUCAAUGUUUGAGGGGAGUGUUGAUCCAUGGAAGGCAGAGCAUUGGAUGAGCAUGAUGGGGACAAUUAUGGACUUCACACGAGUUGAAGGAAAUGACAGGGUAGCCUGUGCAACUUACAUGUUGAGGGAUGAUGCAAGAAUCUGGUGGGAAGAGUCAAAGGUGGAUGAGUUUGCCACCUUGAAUCAAGGGAAUAUGAUGGUGACAAAGUACGCACUAAAGUUUGACAGGCUUGCCAAGUUCGCGGCAGAUUUAGUGCCAACCAAUGCAACUAGAGUAGACCGGUUUGUUCAAGGCUUAAAGCCUAUGAUAGCCAGAGAUGUGGAGAUUGUAUCAGUAGGGCCAACAAUACAUAUGCUCAAAUUUUGUAAAGGGCCCUCACUACUGAGAGAAUGGAAGACAGAAUAUGGAAGGAAGAUGCUGCUAAAAGAUAGAAAGGAAUGGGUACGGUACCCAGAGUGUGAUAAAUGUAAGAAGCACCACCAAGACGAAUUUUGGGCAAACACGUGUUAUGGUUGUGGUAAGAAAGGAUGCAUCAAAAGGAACUGUCCACAGAAGACUCGGGAAUGGGAUAAAGAGCACCACAAGAAGAACUAUAAUCUGGUUCCAACAUGUGUGUUCGCUCUCACCAAGCCUCAGGCAGAAGCAAGCACUUCAGUGGUCUUAGGUCAGAUUUUUAUCGCUGGAAUUGAUUAUCAUGUUUUAAUUGAUUAUGGAGCCACUCAUUCAUUUGUUGCUAAGAGAAUAGCGGAAAGAUUUAAUAGACCUCAUGAGAAGCAUGCUAAGUGGUUUGGGACCAUGUUACCAACCAGAGAGGUGGUAAUAUCUAGGAAGUGGUUUAGAGUCUUGCCUUUGAGGAUAGAUGGUAGAGAGCUAUAUGAAGACUUGAUUGGGGUGGAUAAUUCUAAUUUUGACAUAAUCCUUGGGAUGGAUUGGCUGACGAAGUACAAGGCUACAAUCGAUUGCAAGAAGAAAAUGGUGGUGUUUAAGCCUGACGGAGAGGAGCCUUUUUUGUUCAUGGGAACAGAAACAAGACUAUGA